Messenger RNA from Pelobates fuscus (common spadefoot toad), 2819 nucleotides. RefSeq names its product zinc finger and BTB domain containing 14 (gene ZBTB14). The transcript is spliced from 3 exons. Lineage: Eukaryota; Metazoa; Chordata; Amphibia; Anura; Pelobatidae. The record is from RefSeq and is a predicted model, not a curated record. Gene Ontology annotation, molecular function: protein binding; DNA-binding transcription factor activity, RNA polymerase II-specific. Gene Ontology annotation, biological process: regulation of transcription by RNA polymerase II. The coding region runs from base 279 to 1637 and encodes 452 amino acids. Gene Ontology annotation, cellular component: nucleus.
GUGGCGGCUGGCCCUGGUCCGGAGGGGGUGUUUCCCCACCCCUCAGCCGCGGUGGGGGUAGUAGUUCCGUGCCUGCGCAGCGCGCCAUCCCCUCACCGCGCAUGCACACACACCCAGAGCUCGUGCAGGAGGCCCGGAGAGACGCGCACAACCCCCCAAAACCGACAUAACGAUUUUACUGGCACAUUACCAUCACCCACCGCCUAGCCCCGGGCCGCGCACACGGUGCUUGAAUUUGUGACUUGCCGAUCUCGAUAAGGACAUCCACUAUUUUGUUCAUGGAGUUUUUCAUAAGUAUGUCUGAAACGCUCAAAUAUAAUGAUGAUGAUCAUAAAACGAUAUUUUUAAAGACACUAAAUGAGCAACGCCUGGAAGGAGAAUUUUGUGAUAUAGCCAUUGUGGUUGAAGAUGUAAAAUUUCGGGCUCACAGGUGUGUGCUUGCAGCAUGCAGUACCUACUUCAAAAAACUUUUCAAGAAACUGGAAGUUGACAGUUCUUCUGUAAUUGAAAUAGAUUUCCUGCGAUCAGACAUAUUUGAGGAGGUUCUCAAUUAUAUGUACACUGCUAAGAUUGCAGUCAAGAAAGAGGAUGUGAACUUGAUGAUGUCCUCAGGUCAAAUACUGGGAAUUAGGUUUUUGGAUAAGCUGUGCUCUCAAAAGCGUGAUGUUUCUACCACAGAUGAAAAUCCUUCUUCUCCUAAAAAUAAAUAUGCCUAUGAGACCAGUUUAAAAAUUAGUCGUCCAGUUGGUGGUGCCAAUGACAAUCAAGAUGAUGAAGUAGAGGAAAUUGGUGAUCAAGAUGAUAGUCCUUCGGAUGAUACAGUAGAAGGAACUCCACAGACGCAUGAGGAGAAGUCACCCACUGCUACACUGCGAGUACAAGAGGCAAUUCUUAAAGAGCUAGGAAGUGAAGAAGUUCGAAAAGUAAAUUGCUAUGGUCAAGAGGUUGAGGCAAUGGAGACAACAGAGCCAAAGGAAUUGGGAUCUCAAACCCCUCAAGCCUUAACAUACAAUGACAGCAUUAGUGAAGUGAAAGAUGAACAAGCACCAGCAUGGACCACUGCGACGGGGGAUAUGAAAUUUGAGUAUUUAUUAUAUGGCCAUCGCGAACAAUUUGCUUGUCAAGCUUGUGGCAAAACAUUUACAGAUGAAGCACGACUUAGAAAGCAUGAAAAGUUGCACACAGCCGACAGACCAUUUGUCUGUGAAAUGUGCACGAAAGCUUUUACUACACAAGCUCACCUGAAAGAGCAUUUGAAGAUUCACACAGGAUACAAGCCAUAUAGCUGUGAGGUGUGUACUAAAUCUUUCAUCCGAGCACCAGAUUUGAAAAAACACGAGCGGGUACAUAGCAAUGAGAGGCCAUUUGCCUGUCACCUGUGUGACAAAGCAUUCAAACACAAAUCUCAUCUGAAAGAUCAUGAGAGGAGACACCGAGGGGAAAAACCGUUCAUUUGUGCUUCCUGUACUAAGGCAUUUGCAAAGGCUUCUGACCUUAAACGUCAUGAAAACAAUAUGCAUAGUGAGCAACGCAAGCAAGUCACUACUAGUGCCAUACAGAGUGAGACAGAACAAUUACAGGCAGCAGCUAUGGCAGCUGAAGCAGAACAACAGCUUGAAACAAUUGCCUGUAGUUAGAUUGGGAAAACAAAAACAAAAAAGUCCAAUAUGUAGCAUAAUGUGUGUGCGUGUUCAUAAGCUCCAUUCUGCACUUGUAUGAUCCAAACUGCUUCUACUAAUAUGCUUAUUUAUACAUGCAGCAGAUAGAAAUACAAAAAAAAUUAUGUUUUAGAAAACUGUACAGAUUUCAAGUGGCUUUGGAUAUUUGAGUUAUUAAUGUAAUGCAUAUGAAUUUGCUUUAUAACCAUCAAAAACAAGCUAUUGGGGAUUGUAUUGCUGCUGUUAACUGCAAAAACCUGUUUGGAUUUUUUUUUUGUCUUAUGCUAGUUACAUUUUGUGUAGAACAAAUAAUUAUAUCACCACACUUUUUAAUAUUUGCUGUAAAUCUGCAGUAUGUGUAGCUACACAGUGCAAGUGUAUGACUUUAUAAAUGUAUGAGACACAUCAAUUCUCUUUUUACUAAUACUCUCUAGAUGGGUACAUGUGUAUAUACAUGUAUAUCUAUUUAGUUUCCAGUGUGUGUAUAUGUGUUUGUUUUUGUACUUUACAUAUACACACACCUACGUAUGUGUCUGCACUUUUUAUUUUAACCUUGAAAAAGCCUUACUUAUCUACAAAUGAAUUCUCCACCCCAUAUAUUACUCAUGGUUUCAAUUUGUAAAAGAUCUCAUGUCAGAACUUUUUGAUCAAUAAUCUGUAUUAAAUCAAUAGCUUUUUUUAAUAUAAGUAAUUACCGGCUCUCUUAUCUUGUUCUCACCUAAAGUACAGUGUAAUAAACAAAGUAAUUAAAGUAAUUGUAGGAUUUUCAUGUCAAAGCAUACUAGUACAAUAUAGAAUGUACAGAUUUGUUUAUCUUCCAUGGUAGAGCAAUGCAGAUAUGUAUACACCUGUAGCAAUGUACAAAAUAUCCAUAGAGGAAGUUUGCUUUUAUUUUACAUUAUAGACUUUGGUAUAGCCUGAUGAUUUAUACAUUUUAUAAUAAAAGUCAGGAUUUUUUUUCGGGUUAUUCAGUAAGUAGAUUUUAUGAUAGUACUAAAAUCAUGUUGUUCUUUUCAAACAUUAAAUGCAUUUAUACACUGCGAUCACGAAAAACAGUUUUACAUUGGUCAUUGGGAACCCAUUCAGGAAACACAUCUCUUUUCUCUUUGCUUAGCUUUUACUGGACCCAUUUUUGCAGUGGAGGUAGGGCUAACUGAAUUU